Aspergillus fischeri NRRL 181 is the source of this 1332-nucleotide messenger RNA. RefSeq lists its product as uncharacterized. NCBI's taxonomy places the organism in Eukaryota, Fungi, Ascomycota, Eurotiomycetes, Eurotiales, Aspergillaceae. The transcript has a single exon. The record is from RefSeq and is a predicted model, not a curated record. Bases 1 to 1332 code for a protein of 443 amino acids.
AUGGCAGAGCUACAAAGAGAGCUCAAUUCUUCGCACCACCGAUCUGAUUUACCCCAGGAAGAGAAUUUACGGCCUACCGCUUCUCCUGAGGAGCUGGCUCUCCAGGAUCAUGCUGAAGCUGCGCAGUCCGGGUCUUCUGGACUAAAUGUUUCCACACAGGGGCAUGGCCAAGAUGCAGACUAUAACGAAAAUCGGGUCCUAUCCGGUGAAGAUAAUCCGAUUUCUCAGUCGCCCGCCGAGUUGAGUACAGGUUUCUCCUUGGAGGCAGCCGCUACACUAGGGGGACCAACCACCAUCCCUUCUGCUGUAGAUUCAUCCAACCCGUCGGCAGAUACCCAUCGCCCCUUUGAGCAAGCUCAGAGCAGGCUCAACUCACGAUCCGAUACCCUUCUAUCUCGACAGUCGUCUCCUGCAACAUCUCCUCCAACCUCACCACGUGUCCGAGCAUCGUUAAUCCAUCAGAAUUCGGACGUCAUCACCAUGCAGCUAGAAGUCCUGGGAAACCGUAAUACUCACAACCAGAGUCCACAGAAUCCAAGAACUGCCAAUGAAAUCGAUCGGUCCGACUACAAUGGAGCGCCCGCAGACCGUAGGUCAAUCCAGGAUUUCCUGGACAAUCUUCUAGCGAAUCAGGGACAAAGUCUCGCUACGGUAGCUGGGUCAGAAGCUGUAGACAGCGAUGGACUUUCUAAUAUGACCACCGCACUGUCUCCUGAAACUGGUGACGGUGCGUUAAGUACUCCAUUACACGAUCAAGAUCAUGGUCAGCGCACAUUAGAUGAGCAGGCUACGCAUGGUACUCCCGCCACGCAACCGGUCACAACACUCGCCAACAUUCUACCAGACAGCGUGGAAGAGCCAAGCCAGGACGACAAUCUUGAGCCGACCUCAGACGCGGACGUCCUUCAUGCCGGUGCUUCCGAUGGGGAGCUGCCACCGCCACUAGUGGACGCUCUCGCUUCUGGUGACAUGCCAGCCGACCCCUCCUCUGUCCCACACCGCGUUACAAUCCUUUCCUGUCAUCCAGUCGACUCUCUUGCUUCACAUCUCGCCUCUAUUAUCACCACUGCGCUCUUCAUCCCCCUCGAGUCAUACUAUUUGCGUUCCCUCGCCUCUUCCUAUCUGUCAUCCGUAGGGUCCCCUCGACGUUCCGACGUCCGUCCCCUCGGAGCAUGGGGCGGAGGUGGCUCUUCCUCGGAUAUAAUGGCAUAUAUGGGCAAGAUGGCUCUCAUGGUUGGCUUGCAAGCUGCAGUGAAUGCAAGUGUGUGGGGGGUGAUAUCAGGCGCUGCAAUCAGGAUCGGCAAGCGAUUCUGUGGUUGGGGAAGUCUAUGA